UCUGUUACAGAGGAAGCCCAGCCCAGCACCCAGCCAGAGGCGGGCUUCCGUCGUCCCCCUCCCAUAACAAACCCGUCCUCUCACCGGACGUCUGUCACCACCCGGCACGGCGGCUCCCCACCAGCGCUCUCCGUUAUACAGCGGGGGACACCGGAGAGGCGGGAAAGCCGCUGAGAUCUGUUCUGCCAAAAUGCUUCGGGAGGAGUUGGAAGAAUAUGUGGCGGUGAGCCGGGAGCUUGUCAAGGUCGUGGUUUCUGACAGCGCAGUUGCGGAUUUAACGAAGAGCGUGGACUGCCAGGAAGACAUGAUCAACUCGCUUGUAGGCACAGAACUGCAGACCUUGGAUCUCAUUAGAGAUCUUAUGUCAGUAGAAGAAAAAGUUGCACAUACCGUUCUUGCAGCAGAAGAGACCAAGCAAAAAGUGUCAUCCAGACUUCAUAAGAUUGAGCGGGAGAUACAGGAAGUUUGUGAGAAAAAUGCAUCGGUGGAAACAGACAAAAAAUUCUUGCAAAAGGAGGUGGAAGACUUGAAGCUCCUAGAAGAUGAAACUGAAGAGAUAGAGAGAGAAGCUCAGGAAGAUACGACUGUAGUCAUCCCCUCAGCCUUGUACACGGCAAAACUGUUCCAUUCUGUAUCCAAGAUUGAUUGGGAUUACAGCUGUGACUCAACACUCAUCAAAGGCAUCCACUAUGGAGGAGAGAUCGCUCAACCCCUCUGCAUUGACAGCACCCAGCACUCAAAGAUUUUCAUCUCCGAUUACCUAUGGAGCCUUCUGUCCACUGAUUGGUGACCGAGCCUGCGUGGGGCGAGGACGUUUUUAUAUAGCAUUCCAGCAUGACAAGUGUAGAUGUUGGAAUGUGAUUUAAGUAUUCACAUGCUUUUGUAUGAUACAUUUUCUAUACACGUCCUUAAAUUUUGUAUACCUGUA
Molecule: messenger RNA, 928 nt
Organism: Rana temporaria (common frog)
Lineage: Eukaryota; Metazoa; Chordata; Amphibia; Anura; Ranidae
Gene: SPC24
Product: SPC24 component of NDC80 kinetochore complex
Exons: 6
Coding region: 191-790 (199 amino acids)
Source: RefSeq, a predicted model, not a curated record